GCGCGCGCCUCCUACUGCCGCACUUUCACUCUCCGCAGCCGCAUCCCCUCCGCGUCCUGCCUCCGUACGUCCGCCGCCCGCUCUUGCCAUGGAUGCCAAGAUCGUCGCUGUGCUGGCCCUCGUGCUGGCUGCGCUGUGCCUCAGCGACGGGAAACCAGUCAGCCUGAGCUACAGAUGCCCUUGCCGAUUCUUUGAGAGCCACGUCGCCAGAGCCAAUGUCAAGCAUCUCAAAAUCCUGAACACUCCAAAUUGUGCCCUUCAGAUCGUGGCAAGGCUGAAGAACAACAAUAGACAAGUGUGCAUCGACCCGAAAUUGAAGUGGAUUCAGGAAUACCUGGAGAAAGCUUUAAACAAGUAAGCACAACAACCAAAAAGGACUUUCCACUAGAUCCACUUGAGAAAAGCUAAACCCGUGUGAGAUGAAAGGGCAAAGGUGUGUGGGGGGGAGGAAGGCCUGAACGGUGAGGACCAGGUGUGCCUGGGGGGCAGCGCAUUGACCUGGGCGCGGGCGAGAGGUUUGUCCAGCAUGUAGACAACUGCAUUUAUAGCCUACGGUACAAUAUCGCAGCGUGUGUUCAUCUGUGCCCCGAACCUUUCACAUUGGCUGUUUUAUAACUGGGGUUUUUCUAAGAAAUUGUAUCAUCCCAAUAGCAUUUCCCACCAGUCGGUUCCCUCAUAAUCAUCACAAUCAUCAUCAUUCUCAUUACCCUUUUUAAAAUCGAUGAUUACUUCAAGCUUUGUAUUUGGUUUGUUUUGGAGAUUCUCCUUUUCUCCCCCGGGGAGUCUGAGCACAGUCAGGUGAUGGCCAAGCAGGGAGCUCAGAUAAGCAUCCUUCCUCCAGACGCUGAGGCUCGGAGGAAGACUGUGGGCGUCUCCUGCAGGGGGUGCCUCUCCUGAAAUGACAACCCCCAUGCUGACCAGCGCUAGGCAGCGGCCACUACCUUCAUCUCCUCUUUCAACCUCACUGAUUGGAUGGGUGGGCUCCAUGUAGAACCGCCAUCACUGGGGGCUGUGCUCAGAGACCCUCUCCGGGUCACUCCUGGCCUCUCCCUGCCUCCCAGAAUAUGCUUUCAUCUCGCUUCUGCUUCUCAUUUCUGUACGCACCCAGCUGGAGGAGGGCGACCGCAGGGGCUCCCACCCUGUGGCCCCCUCCUCCCUUUGCCAGCCCCUCCUCUGCAGGCCCUCUGUGAGAUCCUUCUCUGGCCUCCCCCAGAACGGGGCUGGCCCUCUGCUGGGGGUAUGAGAUCAUGUCUCCUCCUUCCCACAAAAGACGGUCUUUGCAGAAUCAAAUGCAGUUUUCAAUCUGAGAGCUUGCUUUGAGGAAUUUGGUUUCUGUGAUUGCCUCUGAAACCUAUGUAUGCCAUGGAGGCUCUACAAACUCUGAGGUUUCUGAAAUCAGAAGUGAAAAAAUAGAUGAAUCAAGGAGCCUCCUGCCACUAACCCCUCCUCCUGAAGCCACAAGAUGGUUUCAGGUUCCAAUCAGAAAUGUUGGCAAGAUGAAAUCCCCUGCAUAAAUGUGAUCCACAGAUGGGCCUGGUGGUAUUUGUAACUUUUUGCAAGGCAUUUUUUUAUAUAUAUUUUCGUGCACAAUUUUUUAAACGUUACUUUAGUAAACAAAUGUAUUUCAGAAUAUAUUUAUAGUCGAACAAUUCCUAUAUUUGAAGUGGAGCCAUAUGAAUGUCAGUAGGUUACAUUUCUCUAUUACCGUAAACUACUGGCGAUUUGUAAAGAAAUAUAUAUGAUAUAAAAGUGUGACUGCAGCUUUUUAAUGUUACCCACAGUGUAUUUUUUCACUUGUACUAAAAUUGUAUCAAAUGUGACAUUAUAUGCACUAGCAAUAAAAUGCUCAUUGUUUCGUGGUA
Messenger RNA from Physeter macrocephalus (sperm whale), 1862 nucleotides. It is a transcript of the gene CXCL12, whose product is annotated as C-X-C motif chemokine ligand 12. Gene Ontology annotation, biological process: defense response; chemotaxis; immune response. Lineage: Eukaryota; Metazoa; Chordata; Mammalia; Artiodactyla; Physeteridae. Gene Ontology annotation, cellular component: extracellular region. The record is from RefSeq and is a predicted model, not a curated record. Bases 89 to 358 code for a protein of 89 amino acids. The transcript is spliced from 3 exons. Gene Ontology annotation, molecular function: chemokine activity.